Messenger RNA from Dendronephthya gigantea, 4146 nucleotides. RefSeq lists its product as uncharacterized. The record is from RefSeq and is a predicted model, not a curated record. The transcript is spliced from 12 exons. Bases 393 to 3947 code for a protein of 1184 amino acids. NCBI's taxonomy places the organism in Eukaryota, Metazoa, Cnidaria, Anthozoa, Malacalcyonacea, Nephtheidae. Gene Ontology annotation, cellular component: plasma membrane.
UUUGAUCCUUCCGAACAAUGGAAAGAAAAUUUCAUUUCCUAAACAACCUGUUAAGUUACAGGUCAACUUGUGAGAAACUCAUUGUUCAGUUUAUUGCAAUUCUUACUUGUACUGCCUGUAAACAUUAUACGCGAUAUUAUAUAGUAGCGGCGAUCGAAAGCCGUAAAAAAUUACAUCGGUUCUUUAAAAUACUGCAGCAGUUACGAAAGAACACAUUAAAAUGGUUUUGUGAUUCGUUUGAUGUGGGUUUUUUUUACUGGAGCAUGCGAUGAGCGAUGUGGAAUAAAUCUGUCCUGAGUGAAUUUAUACGAGUUCUUGCUGGUCCCUGGUUUGACAAUUAAUGAUUCAAAAUGGCCGAACGCGUUGAGGUUUCUUGUUAGUCUGUUGUAUCAAUGCAGAGCUGUUGUGUGGCAUUUCCUCUACUAUUACUAGUGGCUACAACGUGGGCAGGAGAACUACGAUGUCUACGACCUGGAGCUCCAGUGAUAAGUUUAUACAAAGACGGUCGUUAUUUUCCUGGUAAUUUGGAUGGCCUCGGGGAGAGUAUCGACGUCACUUUUCAAAAUGGCCAACAGCAAUCGUACAGUUCCUUUACGAAUGAUGUCAUCGUUGACGAUGUGCCGGAUCCCAAGGAACUUGAAGGCGGAUCGCGCGUUUUAGCAAGACGGCCGAGUUCGAUCUCGUUUGAACCAGGUUUUGUCAACGGCAGUAUUAAAGGGUUGCCGCUUAAUGAUACGUAUCUGGUUAAUUUUGAUAAUGGCGACAGUAUCGCAAGGAAUAUACAAGAUAUAAGACUCGCUGUGAAACCACGAUCGUGCAUGAACGAAAAAGGCAUUUACAUCGGUUGCUUUGAAAACGUUGUCAAUAAUUUUUUGACUAACUACUACCCAGUGAAUCCUACGGACGUUGCCACGUGCAACUGGGCAUGCUUUACGCGUGGUUUUCGCUUUGCCGGAUUACAAAAUGGCACGUGGUGCUUUUGUGGCAACCACGUGAACGAUACAUUGAAGGUCGACGAUAACGAGUGCAAUAUUGCUUGCCGGGAUAGUCGCGAAGAUGUCUGUGGUGGAUACCAUAGGAUGACUGUGUAUUGGACAGGUGCGGAAUAUGAAAACAACACAGAUGAUUUUGGUGAUUUUCCAGAUAGUAAAAGCCCUCUGACUUCUGAAGAUGAUCUGUUGAAGGCGGAAUCCCCCACUGAGAGCGCAUGUGCAGAUCUUUACGACAGCACGCAAUGCAAUACUUGGGCUGUUCAAUCAAGAUGCAUCGAGAAUCCUGAUUGGAUGAUUGCAAACUGCAAGAAGAGUUGUUAUGCCUGCGGAUACAAUGAUCACAGAGAAGAUAAAUCUGAUUCUGCUCCUCCGACAUACACUUCAGACGCAUCCAGUCAUACUCCGACUCAAGACAACGCGUAUCAAUCCUCGGCACCAAGCAGUUCGGCGAAAGAUUCCGAUCAUCCAGUAUUGGACAAUAAGAGUAAUACACCUGGCUAUCUCGGCUGUUUUCGGGACUCUGCAAGUUCUCACGAUCUCGAGUACUUGGCCGACAUCAGACCACUGUCGAUUCGCGCAUGCGUGACUAAAUGUAAAUCGCUGAGAUUCCCCUACGCUGGUGCCCAGUCUUCUUCGUCUUGUUACUGUGGCCUGCACUACGGUAAAUAUGGUCAGUUGGAACACGAGGACUGUAAUACGCCAUGUGAAGGUGAUUCAUCAGAGAUGUGUGGUGGUAUUUAUAAGAAUUCCUUGUAUAACACAGGUUUUCCAACGAAAUUUAAAUUAGAAAAAGAUGCCGCAAGUAAUCUACCAACAAAGAAUCCCCCUACGUCACCAUAUUCUGGAAGCAAUACGGCCAACACCAGACCUUACCAGGCCAAUCCUUCCUCGUACUACGCCCCUCAAUACCAGCAACCCGCAUACCCGCAACAAAGAGCCGCUUAUACGCCACCCGUUUACCGUCCGCCUGCAUCGCCUUACACUCAGGCAACAAUGCCCGGGCAACCAGGAUACCCGCAAACCUCAAACACCCCAUCAAACGUUAACGGGUACCAGCCUGCGUACGCUUACAAUACUCAGGCAAGCACGGGGUACAGUAAUCAGGCGAGUAACUCGGGUUUGCCUGGAGCUACAAAUGCCUAUACCAGGGAUUAUUCCCCGGCUGACUCAAGUUCAUAUAGGUGGAGAGAGACCUAUGUCAAACUUCGACAGCAGGAACAAGCUCGCUAUUCUAAACCAAAUUUAAAAAAUCUCAGAAGGCUUCAGAAAUCGGAAAACAGUCAGCGAAAAAAUCACGGAAUUUCUGAUCACGAAAAACACAAAAAAGGUUCAUCAAAUUUUAAAGCUUUCGAGAAUAACGAAAGGGCCAGCAGUGUAUCUCAAGCACUAUACGUACAACUGAUGUCCCAAAUGAAGAAGAAGUCUCACGGGAGAAACUCUGGUGGAAAUUCAAAUAUUCUUGGAAAGGGUGCUAAACCACAGCACCAUAAAUUUGAAAAACCAGGUGUUUUCCUGAGAAAGAAGGCUUCCAAGAAGAACAGUUUUCUGGCGUUUCUGCCUCACGAAGUCACCGAAAACGAAUCGCUUUUGCAGAAUGUUUAUAACAUGCUUUCGGUGAUGCUGAAGAAUCUCAGAAAACACAAAAAAAGUUCCUUGAAGAAUCUUAAGAAGUACUUGAAUUUCUCGAAGAGCAACGCGCAAAAUUCCGAAUUUUCCAAAAAAGUAUCGUUACACACUGGGGAACAUAAGAAAUCGUUGGAUCGUGCAAAAAAUCCAGCCGCUGAACAGAAAGUUGAGGACUCGACCCAAUCGCAAACAUCGAAGACUCGUGAACUGAGUAUGCGCGGCAAGGCACAGGAGACUAUUUCGUCACAUAUCAAGAACAUGGCAAAAAACAAUCCUUUAAAAGGACAAAAGCAACUAAGCAAACUAGAGAAGGGCAUUCCGAAUUCGGGUGGGCAGAUGCCGACCGGUCAAACGAUGAGGUCUAGAUCACGUGACCCCCAGGUGAAGACGUACGCAUCACGUGUUAAUACUAGCCAAUCAAUGAGACCCAGUAAGAAUUAUGCAUCGAUCGUAAACACGGCUCAGCCACAUCGUAAAGAUGGUAACAAAUUGAAUCAACCGAGCGAGAACGUAUCGAGAACACCAUCUCAAGUGGAGAGCAAACCGCCGCCGUCGUCAUGGCAAACCCAGAAUCACGCCAUGCCAUCGGGUGUCAAUCGUAAUGUGUCGGAGGUGAUUUCAAGAAAUGAGAGCCAAGCAAAGUCAGGGGUCGGUGCUGAAGGUAAAUUGGAAGAUCAAAAAGUGUCAAAGCAUGUUUCGGGAGUUCAAGAAAUUACAAACUCGUACAACUUUCCGAAAGUUGGAAGUAAUUUCCAACAUGUUUCUAAACAAGGUGGCAGCUUCGAGAAGGAUUCGUCAACGGAGAAUGCUGGCCAGGAAAAAAAGUUGGUGAAAGAUGUUUCACCGAAAUAUACAAAAAAUGUGAAAGAAACUUCGAAGAAAGAAAAAUCAAAGACCUCUAAGACGAAAAGCAAAACAAAACUUAAAGCGAACUCGACCAUAACAAGCAGUCACACGGCUAACGACACCAUGGAAGGGAAAAGUGACGAAUUUAUAAUUUCAACAAUUGUUAAUAUGAUUGAAAAGGAAAAGGCAGCGAGAAAUCACUCCAGUGAAAGAGAGAAGAACGAUGGUAAAACAGGACAUGGAAACACGGGCGGGAAACGAAAGCACAAAAGGCAGAGCAAGUCGAUAAAACAUGAGAAGGUCAAGAAGAAAAAGCGUAAUAAAUUGAAGCAUUCCAAGCACAAAAAUGUAAGUGACACGAAACGAAUUUAUAAAAAAGACCAUGUAGAACGAGCUAUGGAUGAACAAAAAGAAAAUGAUGAUGAUGAUAAUUUAAUGGUGGAAGAUGAAGAUUUUCAUAAGGAAAAUAAAAUAGAUGAGUAAGUUGAACAAAUGAAUAUACAAGUGAAUAAAUGAACGCGAACAGACGCAAGGAUUUGAAGUCGUAUGUUCUUGAAUGUUAGCUCUAACGAGAUGAUCAACGAUUGUUGUAUCAUGGUAAAAGAUUUUAUAACAUAGCGCCUGGUUUGUUGCUUUUAAUCUAAUGUAUUUAUAUCUGAGAAUAUAUUUAUUAUAAAGUUUA